This is a messenger RNA of Mycena citricolor, 538 nucleotides long. Lineage: Eukaryota; Fungi; Basidiomycota; Agaricomycetes; Agaricales; Mycenaceae. The record is from the annotation of a GenBank genome assembly.
CGCGGACUCCGUUUUACCGGUUCAAGAAAUUCACAACGUUUCAUUCAUUUUGGAACUCCUUGGUCCUUGACUGGAGGGUUUGCCCCGGAUCCUACCAUGACAAUGACGGCCAUCAGCUCUCGUUCUCGGUCAGAUCAACGCCGGACCGACCUGGACCAGGUGGGUAGACGCGAUUGUUCGGUGGGCUGAGCACAGUCAGAGAACGUUUAUCCUUGGACAGCGCGGCGUCCAUGAAAACGAGCCGGGCGCUUGAGUGGAAUGCAUGUGACGAGAAGCCGAGAUCCAUCAGAGCCACUGGAACCUCGGAAUCAGAAGCGAGUAAAACUAUGAACGGAGGACGAGAACCUUUGACGGAUGCGGUGGAAACGCCAGCAGGCACGCUGAUUUGGAUCGUGAACUGCCAGCAGUGAGAAAAUGUUCGAACUCUGGUGAAGAACCUACAUUCUGAUUGAACCCGAUGUGAGUGGGAACGUUGGCCAGGGUGGGUCGGGCCAUCGACAUAAACGGGGGGUCGAGUGUCUGAAUCCGAAACUCCCUG